AUGGAUUCUUCAGACCUGUAUCACGUUAGGCAGCAAUUCACAUUAGGCGCGUACAAGACGCUUGCAAACCUUACACUGCCAGAUGCAUCUUCUCCAGACCACGAUGCUUUCCUUCUCUACAAAGCGCGCUCGCUAAUUGCUCUCGGAAAGGCUAAAGAAGUCUCUAAGUUCGUACCUGUCGAGCCGGAGUCACUUUCGUUGAAAGCUGUGCGUGCACUUGCGCGGUUCGUGCAGGCAGAACAGGAAGAAGAAGACAAGGACGUUCCCUUGGAAGAGCUACGUGAUUUGUGCGUGGAGGUGGAAGGAGAAGAUGUAGAUGUGAAGGAGAGGUGGCAGGUGCGUGUCCUCGCUGGAACUGCCUUUGCGCGAGCUGGUGAAGUGGAGGAGGCGUUGGAGACGCUUGGGGUGGGGACGAAUAAUGAGAGCCUUGAAGCUGUAUCCCUUGUCGUUCAGAUUUACCUCUCAAUCUCACGCGCAGACCUGGCUAAGAAGGAGCACGCUCGUGCACUCAAUUGGGCAGAAGACGAUCUCCUCUUACAGUCUAUCGAAGCCGCUAUUGGCCUUGCGACGGGAUCAGACGCAUAUGCGGAUAGCAACUCAUUCUACACCGAGCAACUUGGUAACCCAUCCUUGGCGUCAACACAUCUACUUGCUUCCCGUGGUGUUGCACGGCUGUUACGUGGUGAGGUUGGACCAGCGCGUUCAGACUUGGAAGAGGUCCUGAAGGGCGACGAGGGUGGAGAAGGUGAGGAAGAAGCGUUAUGUGCGAGCGUUGUUGCUGCAGGACUAGGUGCUAGCAAGAAAGGCGAAGCAGAUGAGUUAUUCACGUAA
Messenger RNA from Fomitiporia mediterranea MF3/22, 831 nucleotides. RefSeq lists its product as uncharacterized. The transcript has 3 exons. Gene Ontology annotation, cellular component: COPI vesicle coat. Gene Ontology annotation, biological process: endoplasmic reticulum to Golgi vesicle-mediated transport; intra-Golgi vesicle-mediated transport; retrograde vesicle-mediated transport, Golgi to endoplasmic reticulum. The record is from RefSeq and is a predicted model, not a curated record. Lineage: Eukaryota; Fungi; Basidiomycota; Agaricomycetes; Hymenochaetales; Hymenochaetaceae. Gene Ontology annotation, molecular function: structural molecule activity; protein binding. The coding region runs from base 1 to 831 and encodes 276 amino acids.